Molecule: messenger RNA, 1900 nt
Organism: Setaria italica (foxtail millet)
Lineage: Eukaryota; Viridiplantae; Streptophyta; Magnoliopsida; Poales; Poaceae
Exons: 7
Coding region: 711-1757 (348 amino acids)
Source: RefSeq, a predicted model, not a curated record
CGUCCGCCGCCGCCGUCGGCUACGUUGCCCCGCCCCGGCACCGCCCAACCACCCUCCACCACCGCCCGACCGGCGGCGCCCCCGCCGCCGCGCCUCACCGCCCCCGCGACCGCCACCUCCGCCGGGCCGGCCUCCCGCCGCUGGCCCUCCCUGUUAACCCCUAACCCAGCGCCCCUAGUCUCGCUGGAGACCAUUUCCCCUUUCUUCUCCUUCUCCCUGUUCAAUUUGCAGCUGCCCAGCUCGCGAAUCAAUGCUGAUUCGUCACGAUCACAGCCCACAAUUAACUAGUCUGUCUGUGUACUGAUCCGAAGCCGCGUGAUCCAGCCCGGCAGCAGUCCUGCGUCCUGCGUCGCAACAAUUUUCAGAAGGAAUCAGUUCGGAUCAGAGGGACUUCAGAGUUUGGUUUGGUUUGGUUUACGGGUAAUCCUGUCAAUUAUUGUCCAAGCCCGCGUAUAAACACAUGAGUUAGUCUCGACUCGAUCAAAAUUUUAUGAGGUUGACGACAGCACAAGCAAAUCAUCCACCCACCAGGCGCAAAGCAAGCGCACAGCAUGUUCAUCGUGUUCAAGACAAGCAGCUCGUCUGGGCACUGAUUGUCCUCUCGAUCCAAUCAUCCUUCGCAGCUCGCCAAUCUCCAUUGAAAAUCUGCUUCAAAAUCGUAGUGAACUCUGCAGCACAGGGACAGAGGAGAAGCUGCUGAGGGACAGAGGAUGCUUCACCGGCUGUUCCGGCCUCCUCCCCUCCCUCUGAAGCUGGCCUUCACCAUCUCUCUCGCCGUCUCCUUCUCCGUCUCCUGCUGCGCCGACCCAUCCCCACCGUCAUCGUCCCACGCAUCGGCCAGGUCCCGGUCCCGGUCCCCGCCUCCCUCCCCGAAGGCAGUCGCCGCGGACCUCCUCUCCGUCCUCGCCGGCCCGGGCGCCGCGGCGCGGGUGCCGCCCGCGGAGGCCUCGCGGCUCCGCGCCUGCCUCCGGUUUCUCUCCCCGGUCAACCCCGCGGCUGCCUCAAAGGUCUCUUCUUGGAGCGGCGGAGGCUCCCGGAAGUUUCUGCGGGAAGGUCGCGAUGCGGGUGCGGCGGAGGCGGACGAGAUGGUGAUGUGGCCGCCGGCGCCGGUCAUGGAGCUUGCGCGGCUUGCCGUCGACUCCGGCGGCGAUCCCGGGGCCAUCCACCGCGCGCUGGAUCCAACAAUGCUGCCAGUGCCAGAUGUUCAGGGGACGCAGAAGGACAAAUGCCAACUCACAAGAACACCAUAUGGGAGGCGCUUCGCCAAUGAGGAGCUCAAUUCGUAUUUGGCGUUCUUGUUUGAAUUGAUUGUGGCACGGGGACCUUUGGUUGGACUAAACGUAUCACUCAGUCGAUAUGAUUUGUUCCAUGGGCAUCUUUUCCUCUCAUAUGAAACAGGACGGCUCGGAAUUCUAUUCCAUGCUAAAGAAUAUCCAGCAAUUGACAAGGAAUUGUUUCCUUAUAAUUUGGGAUAUUGCCAAGCAGGAUCCAAUGUACCAUAUGAUGAUUCUAUGAACUUGCGCAAUAUCCUUUGGUUAGCACCAUUGCCUUCAAAGGAGACGAAAGCUUGGUUAGCACCAGGAACAUUGGUCGUCUUGGAUGCACAUCCUGAUGGCAUUAUCUAUCAAGAGAUCAUCCGUGAUUAUGUUCAAAUUGUAAGAACAGUGUACGAAGAUGAUUUCGGGGAGAAUGCAGUUGACGUCAAUUAUCUGAAUGUGGCCAAUUCAGCUCCUGUUGAUAGAAUUUUCAUCUGCUGACGACUCUCCAUAUUAUCAUCUUUCCGAGUUACCAUGUUGUGAAUUAUUAAAGGAGAAACAGACGUCAAAAGUAACAUUUGGAUUUGAUGAGCAACUCAAGAAAGCAGUAUUUUGCUCGCAAGUUUUAUCUGUUGUUGUGCUUA